UUGAGACAGUCGGGCCCGAGCGCGCGGGCAUGGUGGCAGUGUAGUGUGCGUGUGUCAUGACGUCGAGAGCUGGCCAGCGCCUGGCUAGCGUCGGGGCGCUCGCGACUAUCUUCCUGUUGAUCGCGCUCAUCGCGGUGCUCUGGGCCGGCAGGGGUCUCGGUCUCUUCUCUUCCCCCGAAACGUCCACUUCCACAAUUAAAUACGAGUCACCGCGUCCAGCAGACACCGAGGCCCCCGACCCCGACCUGCCCCAACCUCAGCUCAUGGAGCUAGUUCGGCCAGUGAAGACCUCGCCCCCGCCCUUACACGAGACCGACCUCCUCUACGGCGGCGACGUACGCCCAGUCCCGGACCCAGAAGGACCGCCCCAGCCGCUUCUGAGGCACCACUCAGGACACUUCCGACACAAGAUGGCCGCCAUAUGGGAUCCGCACCCCCAGUACGAGUUCUCCGCCUUCGGCCAGGUCUUCCACCUCCAGCUGGCCCACGACUCGGGCUUCGUCCUUCCAGACAUCAAGGUUACACACGUGUGGGAGAACACGUCCAAAGUGGAACAGUUGGGGUUGCGGGCGGACGGCUGCUUCUACUCCGGCAAGGUACAGGGCGACCCGCAGUCCUCAGUGGCGGUCAGUCUCUGUCACGGCAUGACGGGCCACAUCAGGACGUCGAAUGGGAGUUUCUUCAUAGAGCCCGUGGAGGAGUGGCAGGGGCACACCACCAUGCUGACCCACAGGUUCUACAAGGUGCCGGCCCUGCCAGGCUCUCUGUCCCCGCCCCUCUCGUCACAACAGCCGCGACCACACGAUGACAUAACCGGGGAGGAAGACUAUCCUGAGGAGACAAGAUCUACACAUCGACGCAAGCGAUCGUCCACCCAACAGGAGUACAACAUCGAGAUCAUGGUAGUCGCAGACCGCAAGAUGGCGGAGUACCAUGGCGCCGAGUUCAAGUCUUACGUGUUAAUGCUCAUGUCUAUUGUGGCGCUGAUCUACAAGGACGCAAGUAUCGGCAACCCCAUCAACAUCGCAGUGGUAAAGCUGUUCGUGCUACAGGACGUGGAACUGGCCAAGAGACACUACAACGAGGCCGGUAUCUCUGCCGCGGACAUGCUCAGGAAGUUCUGCGCCUGGCAGCAGAAGCACAACGACCCCAAUGACGAUAGCAAGAAUCACCACGAUUCCGCUCUGCUGCUUACCAGAGAGAACAUCUGUAGAAAUCCCUCUGGCACGCAUGCCAAGUGCGAGACGCUGGGUCUGGCGGAGCUCGGUACCAUGUGUGACAAGACCUCAAGCUGUGCUUUGGUUCAAGACAAUGGUUUGAGUGCCGCCUUCACCAUAGCUCACGAGCUUGGACACGUGCUGAACAUGCCUCACGACGACGACAUCAAGUGCGAGCAGUACAGAGGUGUGAGGCACCCGAACAUGGUGAUGUCCCGCAUGUUGGACCACAACACCUACCCCUGGUCCUGGUCCGAGUGUAGUCGACACUUCCUCACCGAAUACCUCGAAGGAGGCUACGGAGAGUGCUUACUGGACCGGCCUGGCACGAACCAGCUGGGCGACAUGAGCACACGAAAGCAGCCUGGAGAGGACUACACAGAAGACCGGCAAUGUGAACUUGUGUACGGCCGCGGCUCCAAGAUAUGCUCCUACAUGCCGAUCUGCAAGCCGUUGUGGUGUACCACUGACGUAGGGGAGGAGGAAGGUUGUCGUACCCAGCAUAUGCCCUGGGCAGAUGGCACUCCUUGUGGGAAGCAUCAGUGGUGUCAGCGAGGGGAAUGUGUUACACGGGACCCCAUCGCCCUACAGCCCAUCAACGGUGCCUGGGGAGACUGGCAAGGGUGGGGUGAGUGUUCUCGCUCGUGUGGAGGUGGGGUGAAACGCUCGUUCCGAGACUGUAACAGUCCAUCUCCAGCCAAUGGUGGGCGCUACUGCAUCGGUCGGAGGGUCAAGUACAAGUCUUGCAAUACCCGGGAGUGUCCUCCCAAAACUCCAGACUUCAGAGAGGAACAGUGUGCAGCCAACAACUACAACAAUUUUAACAUUCCAGGAGUGCCUAAGGAUGUAAAAUGGGUGCCUAAAUAUGGUGGAAUUGGUGUUGAAGACAGGUGCAAGCUAUACUGCAGAGUUGCUCAGUCCAGUUUGUACUUUCUACUUAAGGAGAAGGUGAUCGACGGAACAAUAUGCGGUCCUGACACUUACGACAUCUGCGUCAAUGGCAUCUGCCGCACAGCUGGCUGUGACCAUGUCCUAGGGUCCCCCAGUCAGCUAGAUUAUUGUGGGGAGUGCGGAGGAAAUAACUCGAGCUGUCAGCAAGUAUCCGGGUCUUACAACACGUCACAGUACGGUUACUCAAAGGUAUUACGGAUACCCGCAGGCUCUUCCAAUAUUGACAUCCGCCAGCACGGCUUCAGGGGUUCAUUCAAGGAUGAUAAUUAUUUGGCGUUGGUGGACGGAGAAACUGGAGAUUAUGUUCUGAAUGGGAACAACAUAGUCAGUAUGUUUCGCAAGCUGAUUCUUUAUGGAGGAACAACUCUCGAGUACACAGGCUCAGAUGCUGUUUUAGAGCGGGUUAAUUCUUCUCGUCCUCUCAACAAGGAUCUCAUUAUUGAGUUGCUGUCAGUUGGAAACCUGUACCCUCCUGACAUAAAGUACUCGUACACAGUCAAGCACACGUCUCUAGCUCAGUACAGCUGGAAAUUCUCAGAGGAGUGGAGUGUCUGCGAUAAGGUCUGCAACGGAGAGAUGCAACGACUCCUCAUCUGUGUCAAAGUACAGAACAGACAAGAGGUAUCAUCAUUUCUAUGCAACGGGAUAGAUAGGCCUGAUCCACCCAAACAACCUUGCAAUAACCACUGUGUCCUCAGAUGGCAAGUGAGCAGAUCUGAGUGUUCAAGUCACUGCGGGGAAGGCCAGCGCACACUGACAGUCCAGUGUGUCCAGCAGUUCUCGGACUACAAGGCAUCAUCUGUACACAACUCUUCCUGCAGUCACCUGCCCCGACCCCCAACUCACGAACCUUGUGUCGGGCCGUGUGAUCAUGCCCACUGGCGCUUCACUGAGUGGGGGCCGUGUACCAAGACCUGUGGAUCAGGCAUGCAGAGGAGGAUGGCGGAAUGUGUCAAUGACAUGAACGAACCUUUGGAGGAGAAAGAAUGUCGAGAAAGCGAGCGAACUGUGGAGAGGGCUUGUGGAACACAGAAGUGUCCCCAAUGGGCAGUGGGAGAAUGGGCUCCUUGUUCUGUGACUUGCGGGUCUGGAGAAAGGAUCCGACCUUACUGGUGUCAGUUGGGUAGUCAGUUGGUGACUCCACCUGACACCUGUGGGCAGGAUCUGCCGCACCACAAGGAGCCUUGUCGAAUGGAUGACUGUGCCUCCUGGGUCGUUGGUGAUUGGUCUCCUUGUUCAGUGACCUGUGGGGUGGGGACAGCAAGUCGGUCAGUGAUGUGUAGUAUUCAGGGGGUGUGUUCGCCCAGCACCAAACCUCCCGUCACAGAGACCUGUAUGUUACACCCCUGCAGUCUUCAACAUGAGAAUGCUAUCAACAGCAUUGAUUACCACCGUUACAUUUGGCGCACUGAGGACUGGCAGCCCUGCUCAGUGACAUGUGGGGAGGGUAUCAAACGGAGGGCUAUUGUAUGUUACGAUGAGAUGGCCCGUAAGGUGACGGACAGCCACUACUGCGCUCACCUCGAGCACCCAACCACCGAGAGUGGCUGCUUGGAGCGGGCCUGUGCCACGUGGCGCGUCGGCGAGUGGACUCCUUGCUCUGCUACUUGCGGUCAGGGAGUAGAGAGCAGGGCAGUAGCGUGCAUGACAGAUAGCCGGGAAGUGGACCCGAGAGAGUGUACGACCACACGGCCCGAGGAUCGAAGAUCCUGCCUCACUCAGUGUCCGGAGACCAAAACCAACACCUUUAAGUGGAGGACAGGUGCAUGGGGAGAUUGUUCCGAGGAAUGUGGUGGUGGAAAGAGGACAAGAGUGGUUGUAUGCCAAGAUGUGCUCGGGGAAAUAACAUCAGUCACUAGUCUCUGUCGGGAUACCAAACCAGUGUCCACCAUAACCUGCAACAUGCACCCAUGUAAUCAUGACGCUUCCUGGAUAUUCAGUGCCUGGUCUCAAUGUAACCAGACGUGUGGAGGGGGCUACCAACAUCGACAAGUGCGCUGUCAGAGCACACGAGGAGUGCCACUACCUGACACUGCUUGUCCCCAAGCUCAGCGUCCCCCACACGUCCAGACUUGCCAUACACAACCCUGCUACCACAACAACUAUGUCUACAAGUGGCGUGCUCAGGACUGGGGUCAGUGUUCUCGUACUUGCGGGAAAGGCGUUCGACGACGGAAAGUGUUGUGUUUGGAAGAGCAGACGGGUCGAAUAGUGAGCCCGUUGCUGUGUCCCGGGCCCAGUAGGCCUAAACCUGUCGAGAACUGCCGUCUGGCUCACUGUCCCCUCCAAUGGAUAGAGGGGGGGUGGUCUCAGUGUUCGGUGACAUGUGGCCAUGGGACACAGUAUCGUAGCGUGGCAUGUCAACGAGUCAACAGUCUCGGGUGGACUGAUCCUGAUCCUGUCUCUCCCACUCUGUGCGAUGCUGCCACCCGUCCCCAGACCCAACGGGUGUGCCACACCACCUCCUGCCAGGCCAUCUACAGCUGGGUGCCUGGACCUUGGCGUAGUUGCACCCACACUUGCGGAAAGAGAGGGAAACAAACAAGGAGACUCUUCUGCUAUCACAAAGAUGGGAAGAAAGUCAACAGAAAGAACUGCCCAAGAGAGUUGCGGCCUCAGCGAAGACGGAAAUGCAAUCGUAAGAAAUGUGGCUUCACAUCGUGUAAAGAUGUACAGCACAAGAUGAACCAUCGCAAGGACAGAGAGUACACAAUGACUGUAGCAGGCCGGAACCUGUCUAUCUACUGUUACGGCAUGAACACUGUGGCUCCCGUAGAGUUCCUCACUCUGCCCACUGGUGAAUGGGAGAACUAUGCUGAGCACUAUGGUAAAAGUUUAAGAAAUCCAGACAUGUGCCCUUACCGAGGCCAGAGGGUAGAUUUCUGCCCUUGUACCACUGAAUACGCUUCUCAGGCUGGACUUACGAGGUUUUAUAAAGUACGGUUGAACAUCACAUCACUUAAAAUUAUUGGUAAUGACUGGACAUUUACACGGCAAGUGAGUGGCAAGCCAAUAGCGUACGGGGAGGCAGGAGACUGCUACAGCCGAUACCACUGUCCGCAAGGUCGGUUCAGUAUCAACCUGACCGGUACAGGGCUGCGAGUCUCUCCUCACACACAGUGGAAGAGUCAUGGUCACUACGCCCAGAAAGUGAUCAACAAACUGGAGGAACAUCGGAAGGUAACGGGGAAAUGUGGAGGAUACUGUGGAACAUGCAGUCCAGAAUUUGGACUGAAACUGGACAUUUUACCACCAUAAAACCUGGGAGCCGUGGAUGUAAGAUAUCCACCCGAAAACAAUGCCUUCAACAGAUCUCAACCAAAGGCUGCACAUCGGAGAGAAGUCCAAGAGGAGUCCGGUGGGAGCCGUAGUCUGUAGGCCCGCCUCAGUACUUACACUAGUAACUUAUUGUAGAUGUCACAUGCGGCUUGUCUCAUCCUGUCUUGUCUUGUAUAUAUGUACAGUGCCAUCAAAUGUAUUUAUACAUUGUGAAUAGAAAUGUUAUACUAUAGAUAUUAAGGAUUGGUUCUUACAAGGAGGAGAUAAUCUGUAUUUAUUUAUCAUAAAUGUGCAUAAUAUUAUCCUUAAUAUAUUGAACUCCUUCAUUAUGUUACGAUUACACAUAUGACAAAUAUUCAUUAUGCAUUGUUUCUAUUAUUUGAUUAGAACAUUCAAAUUCCCAAGAUGUAAACACAAGGUGAGCCAAAGGAUGAUAUCUUUAAAGAGAGCAAUUAAUAACCAAUUUAUUAUAAAGACAUUUUUAUAAAGAAGCAGUCAGUGUCUCUUCUUCCAAAUGUUUGUCCUCGAUGUUCCUUUUCAACUUUCUCUUGGACAGACAAAUGGUGUUAGAAUGGUGUCUGGGAGAAGUUAUGGAUAGAAAGAUUUGACUGAAUAAAUUAGCCUGGAAAAAUGUAUACUUAGGAACAAAUAUUUUCACAUAAAUUUAAAUACAAUUCAGGAGUUACAUAAUGUUUGUUUCACUCGAUAUUAAACUUUUUUAGUAUUGAAAUUCUAAACAGUUAAUGAUCGGAGAGUAAACAUAGAUACCUUCAUUUAUCUUUCUAAGCUAAAGAUAUUCUUAAUAUAAGCACCUAAAAAUCAUCUUUAAAAAGUGUUUGCCUUUUUAUUCCUUUAGAACAUUUUCUAGAAUUUAAUGAAUAAAUUAAAGAAGAUACAGACUGAACUCUCUGAUUUUAUUUUAUUUUUCUAGGAGUAUAAUCAAUCACCCUCAAGUCCAAGCCUUGUACAGGGCCAAAAGCACAAAAUUGGGGAAAAAGUAUUUGGAAAUGAAAGAGAAUCACAUAUUCCACACAUUUGAGUUUUAUCCAGAUAACAUAAUUGAGAAAACAAUGUGUUUAGUAUUGGAUUGGAGUGUAAUAUAUAAUUUUGUAAUAAUUUAAAAAUGCCAUUUAAAGGUGUUAAAGAAACUCUGAUGGACUAUUUAAAACAUAAAAUUGUAAACUGUGGAAAACACAAUAUUUGAGAGAGGAAGUGCUGUGUAUUGAUGUACAUUUGUUUUAUUUAGUGAAUUACAACUUUGAAACAUUUUAAUAUUGCAUAAAAGCCAUAAGGGCAUACAGUAAAAAAAUUAUGGGGAACAAGAUGUUUGAUGAUCAUUUUAUAUGACAUAAUAUAUUUUGACAACUUUGAUUUCUAUUCAGAAUAAAAUAAUCUUAAAAUAAAUAAUAAUACUGUCACAAAUUUUAUUUUAAUUUAGUUGAGAAUAAAUAGGGAAUAGAUUAUCAAAAGAAGGCUGUGGAGCCCACAUUUUAAAAUGUUUUGACAUUAAUUUCGUAAAAGAGACUUAAUGAUAAAAAAUUGAAAACAGAUUUAAAAUCGGACGAUUUAGCCUUUGACUGAACAAAGGUCUAUUAUACAUUAUGUAACAAACAAAAAAUUUCGUUUUUUAGAAUGGCCUGAAACGGAAAAAACAAACUUUGGUCAAAUUCAAAUAAUAACUGAUAAACAUGCAAAACUGGAUAUAAAAUUAAAGCAGUACCUAAUAAGAGUUUAAAGCUAUUUCUUUGUGUUUGGAGAUCUCUAUUUGACAAAUAAUAUUUGGUUAUAAACACAUUAAGCCAUCAUACAAUAGUGUUUGAAAAUGCUGUUUACUAAGAUCAACCCAACUGUAAAAUAUUGGCGAAAUUUAUACUAAGUAGCUCUAAAGUGAUUCAACUUUUCCGCCCUUAGAUCCAAGCCUUUAUUGUAAAUGAUUGCAAAGGUCCAAAUAUCCAUAAAAUAAAAUAACUAACAAAUAGCAUAUCUAGAGGGUUAACUAGUCUCCCAGAUCCCAACACUCCAAUAAUGCACAAUUCCUAUGGCUCAUCUUGUAUAGGUGUAUUAUUAUUGUAUGUAUGUCAAAAUAUUAGUAUGAUUUUUUCAUGUUCAAUAUUAAAAUUAUUUUAGUCUUAGAAUAAUUAAUUAAUUAUCUUUUAAACAGACAUUUUAGAACAUGCAAUAAAAUAGGACAGGUAUUGAAUUUAACUACCAUUAGGUUUAUUAAAUUAGUUAAUGUUACUCCAGAAUGGUAUAGUGCAAUUAGUAAUUUAGAACUAAUAAUUUAGUAAUUUAUUAAUUUUGAAAAUCAUGUUUUAUAUUAAGAAUAUAUUAAAUUGUGUAUACUUUAUAACAUUGGUAACACAUUGAAUUACUGUGUUACACAACUUUCUUUGUAAGUUACUUAUCAACGAUAAUCAAUUUUAGUUUGAUAUCAGAGUAUGAUAUUUACACUGAGCAAAUGCAUAAUGGUUGAAAAACCCUAUUAAAACACAAACCCAAAUGGGUAUUAGAGACCGUGCCCACUAUGUUAGAGAUGUCUCAGCAACUAUUAUGUGUCAUCAAUUUUUCACCACUCUACAGGAUGGCCAGAGUGGGCAUAAACAUAUUUUUCUCAAUUUACUUCUACUAAUACAGGGUGGUUUUAAAGUCUACUCCCCUAUAUUAAUUUUUGUGACUAGUUAACAUUUCUAAAUGCCCUUUAGAAAUGAGUGGUAAUCAUGUAGCUUGGUGUUUUUUUGGCCCCAAAUGUAGAAAUACAAAAUAACAAAUCUUUAAUGGAAAGGCGAAUGAGACAGUAAUAUUAAAGAUUGAAGCAAACAUUAACUGGUUUAGAAAUUUUAAAAAGAAAAGUAAUUUAUGGUAACUGUUUUAUUCUAAAAAGAAAAUCUGAGACAUUAGGAGUAACUCAGAACCUUUAGAUUACUUGCAUUGUUAAACAAAAACUUAUACCUUUUUCACUUAUGCUAAGUUUGUGAAAUGGUCUUCUUUGUUUGUGUAGAUUGUGAGAGUAUUGUAAGCUAAUUGAAAACUAUUCUUUCAAUUAUAGCUGAGAUUAGGACAAAUUAAAUGUAUGUAAUAUUUAAUCGUUAGUAAAUUAAACCAAAUGUUUCAGAAAAGUCUUACUUAGUGUCCAGCUGGAAUAACAAUGAUAUUAUUCUAUUAUGCAUUUGUUGGUGAAAUGAUUACUUUUGUAUUACUAUAAAACACUUUAUACUUUAGUUUACAAAAUACAAAAAGAAUUAAUAUUAUGUUUGUUGCUGAAGUUUACAGAAUGCUAAGUAUUUUGACAAAUCAACUGUGUUUCCUAAAGCUAUUCUGCAAACAAUAACUUUUUUUCAACAUUCACUAUUAAAAUAUUGGAAGCAGUAACUUAAAUGGGUUUAUAGCUUUACUCAUAGAGCACCUAGUUAUAUUCAUAUAAUUCUGUCAUAUUAAUAAUAUUUAAUAGAAUUCACUUGUAUCUAUUCAAUCAUAUAGUAACUCUCCGACCCUUUAUCUCUUGAGAUAAAUGAUCACCAUUAAUGAUAGAAAUAAAAGCUUAAAAAUAAAAAUUUUAUAGUGGCAUAACAAUAUAAUCGGAUGAUCUAAACAAAAUAAAUGUUUAUUACAUGCUCCCCUGAAAUUAAUUACAAUAAUUAUUAACACAACAGUAUAACCAGGAGGGUUCACUUCUGGCUGGUUUAUACCUUCCAGUUGAACCUACAUUGGGUGUAGGUAAAAGUGAUGUGUCACUUAAAUAUGCACAAUCUUAUGGAUAUCCAGGAGCAGCACAUCACUAACUGCAAAUGUUGAGAUAAUGGGGUGCAAGGGGAGACCAAUAGAUCUAGUCUACUGCAGGAGAUGACUUUUGGAGUUGGUGGGGCUCCCUAAUUGUCAAAGGCUGUUGUUAACCUGUACAUAAGAGCAUGCCACCCCUGCCCGCUUUGAUUGGAGGGGUUGAUACAGAGUCAGCUCCUUCUUCCAAGGAGACAUGUAAUUAAUGCCCAAAAACAUCCUUCCUCAAUGAUGUUGACAGAAGGCAGCCCAUACCCCCAACCUUACCCUUCCUGAAUAUCCUGUCUCUCCAGAAACAGUGUAAAGGUCCUUUUGUGACUAAGAGCAAUCUCUUAACUUCUUCUGAGUACAAAAAAAAGCAAGAGUAUGAAAUUAUUCCAGAAAGUUCAAAAAAGUAAUAUCUUGACGUAAAGAAAAAUUUAUGUUCAACCAAACUAAAUGGUACUGCUUCCAAACAGAUUACUCACUGGUCCUUUUCAAGUAAAGCAGGCAAUUUACCACUUGUUUAGCCCUUAUUACAUAUGAGUAUACAGAUGUAGCUAUAUAUCAUCCGUUUGUUUUAAAGGGUUAACAUGCCCUAAACACAUUUUUACCAGAAUAAAUUAUGAAAAAAUUAAUUUUCAACCUAAAAUCUUUGGCUCAAUACUUAGCAUUUAUAGUAAUUUCGGCUAAUGUAACAAUACUGCCAUUUAUGUACGUAAGUUAUGUUAACAAUCAGAAAUUAUGUUAAGUUGUCAUGUACAAAAGCAAGGUAUUAAGCAACUGGAGCUAAUCAGUAUUAUUAUAUUGUUUGUGUUCAAUGUGACCGUACCGUGCUGUAAAUGUGCUAAGCUGAAUGUGAUGUGUUAAAUGUUUAGUAUCUAGUAGGCGGUGGAAAGUGACAGUGCCAUUUAUACCCACCGAGCUACUAACGUCUUGACAAUCUCACAUGUCUACCUUAUCUUCCUUGUACAAACCGAGAUACUACAUGCAGAUAGAGCAGAGUUACCAUACAGAGAUGCUGCGCUGCCACGGGUGAAGAGCAAUAGCACCAACAGCGCUUCACUGCCAAAUAUUCUCUCAUGAAUAUUGUAAAUCAUUUUGUAUACAUUUUUUAUACUGUAAUUUGUAUAAUAAAAUAACAAACUGUAUUUUUAAUGUACAUGUCAA
Homalodisca vitripennis (glassy-winged sharpshooter) is the source of this 10370-nucleotide messenger RNA. RefSeq names its product A disintegrin and metalloproteinase with thrombospondin motifs 20 (gene AdamTS-A). The record is from RefSeq and is a predicted model, not a curated record. The transcript has 33 exons. Gene Ontology annotation, molecular function: metalloendopeptidase activity; zinc ion binding. Lineage: Eukaryota; Metazoa; Arthropoda; Insecta; Hemiptera; Cicadellidae. Gene Ontology annotation, cellular component: extracellular matrix. The coding region runs from base 57 to 5426 and encodes 1789 amino acids. Gene Ontology annotation, biological process: extracellular matrix organization; proteolysis.